AUGUACCACGAGUAUGCUUAUUAUUCUGGUUUUGAAAUCAGAAAAGGGAGCCAGAAAACUAAUUUGUCGGGAAUAGUAAGACAAAAGUACUAUCUUUGUCACAGAGCUGGAGAAAGGAAGAAGGUUAACAUAGAUAGUUUAGAAAGAAAUGAAAAACAAGUUAGAAAAAGCAGCAUGGAAUCCACUGGAUGUAAAGCUAGAGUGAGAUUUGACUUGGAUUACUUGAACGAAACAUACAUAAUAGCUGAUUUCCAUGCAAUUCAUAAUCAUGAAUUGGUUCCGCGAGAGUAUAGACAUCUAUGCAAAACAGAUAGACAACUAAAAUAUGCAGAGCAGCUAUUUGUCUACAAUGCCUCCAUCUCAAACGUUGGACCAACAAAAGCUCAUCAACUGUACAGUAACUUGAAGGGAAGCUCGUUAAAUGUAAAUGGGACAGUUGAUGAUUUCAGAAACUGGAAGAGGGACCUAAAUGUGUACAUCAAUGAAAGUGACGCUCAAAUUUUAGUUAACAAAAUGAUGGAAAUGAGAGAACAUAUCCCUGGUUUUGCAUUUGAGUAUAAGGUUGACAACUCUGAAUUACACUCACUCUUUUGGGCCGAUAAUGUAGCAAGGCGUAACUAUGAAGAAUUCAGUGACAUAAUGUCCUUUGAUGCAACGUAUCGGACAAACAGGUACAACAUGAUGUUUGUCCCUUUCACGGGAAUAGACAACCAUAACAAAUGCGUAACCUUUGCUGCUGGGUUGAUAAGAGAUGAGAAGCAAUACACAUGGCUCCUAAAAUGUUUCAUGGAUAACUUCAAGAAAGAGCCAACAAUGGUGGUAACAGAUCAAGACAAAGCCAUGGAGAUUGGAAUAAAAAAUAUAUUUAAGACUGCAAAGCAUAGGCUGUGCAUGUGGCACAUAACACAAAAACUGCCAACAAAGAAGGAAAUAGAAGCUGGUCUAUAUGAUUGUUUAGUUGUCCAAAUGACUGCUGAAGAAGAGUGUCAAAUUUAUAUCAUUAAUGAGAUGUUAAAGAGGAAAGUGAAAGAGACUAGACAAAAUGUGAUUCAGUAUAAGACACUAUCUCCGUUUAGGUCUCCUUUGCCGACAUUGUUUUAG
This is a messenger RNA of Erigeron canadensis, 1101 nucleotides long. RefSeq names its product protein FAR1-RELATED SEQUENCE 5-like. Bases 1 to 1101 code for a protein of 366 amino acids. The record is from RefSeq and is a predicted model, not a curated record. The transcript is spliced from 4 exons. Lineage: Eukaryota; Viridiplantae; Streptophyta; Magnoliopsida; Asterales; Asteraceae.